Molecule: messenger RNA, 6161 nt
Organism: Macrobrachium nipponense
Lineage: Eukaryota; Metazoa; Arthropoda; Malacostraca; Decapoda; Palaemonidae
Product: nephrin-like
Molecular function (GO): protein binding
Source: RefSeq, a predicted model, not a curated record
UUACGUGGUGUAGACGUGUUCGCUCGCUCGCUCCGGUCCAUUUUCGGUCGGGGGUAUCUCAUCCUGACGAGGUUUUAGAGCAUUGAUUCCCCCCAAACCCCAACGCCCCCUUUUCGAGAUUUCGUGCCGUGGUGUGCUGCUUCGCUGGCUUUCUCUUUAUCGCAGCGAUUCCGUGAGACACACACACGAGAUCGCUCUGUGCAAAUGUUAGUGUGAAUUUUGUGUGCUAUUUGAUUUCGAAGAAAAAGUUUACAAACCAGUGGACACUAUAUCGUUUCUGAUACGAUUCGAGGAUUUUUUUUUUUUUAAGUGCGAGGAAAUCUGUGAAGUUUAAGGCUGUACAGAAAAUCCAUGAGAGAGAGAGAGAGAGGGGGGGAGAACGAGAAAGAGAGAGCCGAGAAAUGCCCACGGCCUUGACUCUUCCGAGAAUAACAUGUAUGUGCAAAGCAAACAACGCGAGGAACUGAGAACUCUGUAAAUACCUGGGAAUUAAAAAAAAAAUAAACUGACCUAAUGGGAGACCGUACACGUUUAUUAAACCUCUCUUGAUCGCCGCAGCGACGAAUAGCAUGGGGCAGCGUCCUUCCGCAACAGAUUGCACCAGGAGGCAAAUAGGGCCAAUUAGAAAUUAAAAAAAAAAAAGAAAUUAAAAAAAAAAAAAAAAAAAAAAAAAAAAAAACUAAAUGGGUGGAAUUCGAGACAGCUCGUUUGUGUCGGGCGAGCUAAUGUGGACAGUCUUGCUCCUCUGCGUCGUCUUCGCUGCCUCCGCAAAGGUCAUCCAGCCGAAGACGGGGCUGGAAUCCAGUCCUCUGACCGUGGUCUAUGGGCUGGAAAGUGGAGAAGUCUUACUACCCUGUGACGUAUCGCCCCCCGUGACCAGCGAUGACACCAUUUUGGUCUUGUUCUACAGGGGGUCAAUUGGAACUCCUAUAUACAGCAUCGAUGGUCGAAGCGAAAACUUCCGACAAGCCGAGCACUGGUCCUACGAAGAGGCCCUCGGGAACAGGGCCUUCCUAAACAUGAGUCUCCGCCCACCUGGCCUAGUCAUCAAGCCCUUGUACGAAUCUGAUAAGGACGAGUACAGGUGUCGAGUCGACUACAGGUCGUCACCGACCAGGAACGUCAGGAUCGACCUCAAAGUCAUUGUUCCGCCCAAAAGGAUGCGAAUCGUAACUGAGGUUGAUGUCGACGUCAGCGGAGUUAUAGGACCCUAUCCUGAAGGAUCUUCUCUCACUCUGCAGUGCCGGGUGGAUGGAGGUAACCCAUCCCCGAAAGUGACAUGGUGGAAUGAGGUCAAGAUGCUGGAUGACAUCCCUGAUGCCCACAGAGGAGAGACCAUUAUCAACACCUUGUCCUUCGGACCGCUGACCCGAGAUGACCUGCACCGGGUGCUAACCUGUCAGGCCUCGAACUCCAACCUGUCGGCGCCCCUGGUGGCGUCGGUCACCCUCGAUAUGAGCUUCCCGCCCCUGAGCGCGAGGAUCCUCCGCACUUCGGAUGAGCCCUUCGUGGAGGGGGAGCAGAGCAAGCUUGAGUGCGAGUCCUCCGGGUCGCGUCCAGCGGCCACCAUCAAGUGGUACAGGAACGAAUACGAGAUGAAGGAUGCCAAUGCUCAGGAACACCAAGAAGGCAACCGGAGUAAAUCCACGAUAUUCAUCACCCCUUCUUUGGAAGACAACGACUCCCUAAUUCUGUGCCGGGCCAGUAAUCCUCUCGCUACCGGAGCAUCCAUGGAAGACUCUCUCAAAUUAAAUGUCUAUUACAGUCCGAGACUUUCGCUGGCGCCAGGCCAAAACCUGGUCAUGGCAGACAUCAAGGAAGGGGACGACGUCUACUUCGAGUGUGGCAUCAAGGCCAACCCGAAAGUAUACAAGGUCCAGUGGUUUCAUAACGGAGACGAAUUGACCCACAACGUCUCCAUCGGGGUCAUCCAGAGCAACCAAAGCCUCGUCCUGCAACAUGUGGAUCGAUUCUCCUCGGGGCAUUACACCUGCUCAGCCUCGAACCUCCAGGGGACAGGGGACUCGAACUCAGUACGAUUGCGGGUCAAAUACGCUCCAUUGUGCCGGGAAGGUCAGAAGGUCCUGUAUGAUGGGGCCGGAAAACACGAAGAGAUUAACGUAACUUGCAGCGUAGAGGCGCAUCCACCGACAUCAUUUCGGUGGGCCUUCAACAGUUCGUCCGAAAUUACCGACCUCCCCCCGGAGAGGUCAUGGGUCGUCGGAGAAGGGGUCAGCCAGGUCUCCUACAAGCCCCUGACCCACCUGGAUUACGGGUCUCUCCUGUGCUGGGCCACGAAUGACGUGGGUACACAGAAGUCUCCCUGCAUCUACCAUAUCAUUCACGCAUCCGUGCCAGACCCCGUGAACAAUUGCACAGUCGAGAACAUCAGCUCGACGGGCGUGGGCGUGAAGUGCCAAGCUGGUUGGGACGGAGGCCUCUCUCAGACGUUCACCCUCUCCGUCAGCCACGCCCGCGCCCACACCCGGGGGCACGACAAGAAGGAGGAGGCCCCGAGGGUGCUGGCGAACACCUCCACUUCUCCAAAACCCCAGUUUUACCUGACGGGGCUCCGGCCGGGGACGGAGUACGUCCUGACGAUUUUGGGCGUGAACAAAAAGGGACAGAGCGAGGCUGUGCGCUUGGCGAUCGUCACUCUGAAGGAUGUUCCAGCGAGGAGAACGAGUCCAGGUGUCGGGGCCUUAGGUCUGACAAACAUCAUGGCCAUCGUCAUGAGCGUUGUCGUCUCUCUCGCCCUGAUCAUUGUGGUCGUCGCCGUGGUCGUGAGGACGCGUCGACGCCGAAUCCAGAGGUCAGAGGUCAAGAUGGUCUACGAGAAGGGGUCAGGGAGCCAGAGCCCUCUCAGAGGUACUGAGGAGACGACUGAGAGCGAGGAGGCCAACCCAGACAUCAUCCCUAUAAACGAUGACCACCAAGUGAAGGAAGUGUCCCAGGAAUACAAAACUGGCCUCGUCCAGGAAGUAGACUUCAAAGGGCACCCCUCGGCUUCUCAACCCCAGCAGGUGCAGCAGGACAAGCAACUGGUCUCAAACGACCCCCUCAUCCUGGAGGCGCACCAUGACUUGCAUCACGACCACCAGCAGAAGCUGCCCCCCCAGGACUACAUCCAGGAACACGACCCCAACUACUACAUGAAUCCUCAGUCCUUCCUACGUCAGAAAAGUCCUAUGGGUCCUAUGGACGCCGAGGGCAUGAGGAUGACCAACCACCCCCUCCAAGGAAGCCCCACCCUUCGGUCGGCGCGCCCUUCGACAUACCCUCACGACUUCUCCUCCAACCACGCCCUCUCCUCCUACUUCCAGGGGAUGUCUUCCACGCCCACCUCCCCCUCCUUCCCCGUCGGCGCCAACAGGAACUCGAUGCACAACCCUUACCCUUACGACAUGUCCUCGAUCCACGCCACCCUAUCCUACCAGCGGCGCCUAUCCAUGCUCCUGCCUUCAUACUCGCAAGACCCUUGUGCCACCGCCACCCUGCCCAGGUCAUACCCUAGGGAGCUGCCUUCCUCGUCCUCCUACGGCCAAGGAUUCCCCGCACCAUCGUACGCCCAGCAUCGCCUGAGCCUGAACCGGAAUGACCCUCUCCUCAUGGAGCGAGUUCCGUCGGCCUCGUCACUGGUGCUCCGGGGGUCUUCGUCGGCGGUAGCCGUCGAUCCUGAAGGCGGGGACAGUCCCAGGACUUCAGUGGUGGUGAACCCUCCUCCUCCUCCUCCUCCUCGUCCGUUGACGGAGCAGGACUUGUCAGCGUCCUCCCCUAGCCAGAGGGAGAGCUCCGUCUAGCUAGCAGGAGAGUUGCUCUCUUCAUCCAGUGGGGCAGCUUCCAUUCAGUGGUGCUCUGAGGUUAGGAACUUUCGGAAGAAGGUUGGAUAAACCUCAUUUCCUUUGAUGUCCAAAGAGGUGCUGGGGGAAUACUCACACAAUUGGUCACAAAACCUUAUCUAGGUAAACGAAAUUAGCGCAAAAAACCACGAAGAAAAACAUACACACGCGCACACACACACAAAAUUCGGCUGAAAAUUACCAGCUUGCUAAAAGGCCUAACGUAUGAUAAUUUUUUGGUUUUUGUUUUUGGACAAAACGAAAUAUUCUGAACUUUUCAGCAAUAUUGCUAUUUCCCAUCCUUGACCUUUAAAAUAAACCUUUUUCAAUACAGUUACUUGAUGGAUUUAAUUACAAUUGGACAUUGUUUUCUUCAUACAUGGUUUCUCAGUUGCAAAAGUCAAGUGUUUUUCUUUAUACAUGGAAUGUUAAUUGAAAAAGUUAAGUGUUUUUCUUUAUACAUGGUUUCUUAAUUGCAAAAGUUGUGUUUUUUUCAUCUCUAAUUAUCAUAUUUCGACAAAGGCCACUCUGCUCGUGAUAUGUGUGUAGAAAAUCGUAUCAAAAUUAACGAAAUUAAUAUCCAUUUGCAGUAACUACUUCUUGUCUAUUGCAACCGAAUUCAGGUGGUCUCAUUCACUCUGAAGUCAUACAGGUUAUAAUGAAAACAUGUCAUGCACAAUCACUUACAACACCUGAGCAUACGCACAAUAAUUCCCAAAGCAUCCUAAAGCAGGACAUCAACCAGUAAGGAUUCCUUCCUGAAAGGGCUUCCCCCGCUCCUCUUUCGGGUGUCUUUAUAUCAAAACAAAAAGAAGAUAAAAAAGGGGAAUCUCGCGAUUUGGAAGGAGGUUUCCCUGGAACGUGGAAACUUGCGAGUGAGUGAGCUUGCGUUAUGCCUGACCCAUUCGUGACUUCGUGCGUUCGUUUCUCAAGACAAUCUGUGUUUCUGUCGUGAGUGGUGGCUGUUUACGAUAAAAAUAAAACUAAAAAAAACUCCAUACAAAAAUGGACCAUAACAUUUCCGUGAAAAAGAGACUUUAUUUAACUUAUCAUUCCUUUUCAUCAUGGGAGAGGGAGUAAGGAUAUCCUUCGCCGGAAGGAAUGACAAGAUACAUGUGAAGCAAAGGACGUAUUGCGCAAAGUUUCUCCUACUUCAGCAAAAGGGUGCUAUCAGUCAAUAGACCUCUGGAAAACACUGAGGUCUUUGACUUCAGUUUACAAAUCUCGUUUUGUUACAGACAAGGGUCUCUCUCUCACUGUCAGAGACAAAACAGUGACGUAUUCCUAAUUUCACGCUGAAUAUACCUCAAGAGAAAGAAGAAGAAGAAGAUGAAGAAGAAGAAGAAGAAGGGGGUAUAAGAAAAUAAUAUUUUUUAUUUUGCUUGUGUGUAUAAUAGUGUCAUUAAGUGGCCUUGAGUUGGGGUAACUAAGCAUUUAUCUCUCUUAUACGGCACAAAAGAACUUUUCUCUAUGUAACUACAGUGAAAAAAUAUAUAUAAAAAAAGAGUGAUUCAGUUGUUACUGGUGCUGUUAUUUUGAAGGUGUGGGCUGUGGGCGUUCUGGAGUGUGGGUUGUCAUUGCAACUGGCAAGCUAAAGACAGGUUACCCGAGAGAAAAAUGAAUUCCUGAGGUUUUGUUCCAAACUGAAAAUAUGUCCUUUUGGAAUCAGUAUCUUUGUUAUUUUUAUAACGUUCGACGAAGAGAUGUACAAUUUCCUUCUUCAUCAAGUGGAUUGCGUUAUAUAAUUCUGCAUGUGGUAAAAUAAAAUCUAUUCAAAAAGAGAAAACAUUAAUGUCAUAAUCUGGUUUCAGGACAUAAUCAGAAAACGGAAAUAAUUUGUUCGUCGAAUUUUGGCAAAUAGCAAACCAUAUUUUAUAAACUGUGAGAAGAAUCAGGUUAGUUGUUGUUUUAGGUUCAAGAAGAUUGGAUUUUUAAAAAUGGGAAAAACACAAAAAGAAAGAAAAGAGUUAAAUAUAAAUCCAGUUACUGUAAGAUAAAAAUAUAACAAUCACGUUAGUUUGAACUUAAACCCUUGAAAAGAUAUAUUUUCUUUUGCUUAUUUUUUAAAUAAUUUUUUCUGCUAAUUUGAGCCUUCUGCUUUAUCUAUUCUCUCUCUCUUUUAUUAUUAUCAAGAUCCUAAUUAUUUUACUUCUCGAAGCUUCCACGACAUCUCAGUAAAAGGACUUGUAAUACUAAGAAUUAAAUUAUUUAUUAAAGCACAAAUAUGUUCAGUAAAUACAUCUAUGGAUAUACGUACAUCACUUAUGCACAUUUACGUAUCAUGUACACAGACAAGCACAAACACACACACACACACACACA